AUGUAUUCGUCUUUGACGACCGUAGCGGGAAUUCGAGAAAUAAAGGCAUUACCUCCGAGUUUCAUCGAAGUGCUACUAGGCGUCAUAGACGUGGAUGCUGGCGAACCGUUUGCCAUCGAAUGCAGCUUUGAGGGCAAGCCAACUCCGUCCAUUGAAUGGACGAAGGACGGUCAGCCGUUGUUGCCCAGUUCAAGAAUAAACCUGUGCUACGACGGCGAGAGUGCGUCCCUGAGAAUUGCUUCGUCUCAGGUGUCUGAUUCAGGGCGCUACUGUUGCAACAUUUUAAAUUUGGCUGGUGUCGCAGAAGGUGGUUCGAACCUGAACGUGUUCAAAAGAAAAAACUCAGGUAAAUGCUUCAGUAUUUGCCUCAGUUUGAAAAACACCUGAUC
Messenger RNA from Soboliphyme baturini, 389 nucleotides. The record is from the annotation of a GenBank genome assembly. NCBI's taxonomy places the organism in Eukaryota, Metazoa, Nematoda, Enoplea, Dioctophymatida, Soboliphymatidae.